This is a messenger RNA of Nannochloropsis gaditana CCMP526, 1155 nucleotides long. RefSeq lists its product as uncharacterized. The transcript has a single exon. The annotation marks the transcript as partial. The record is from RefSeq and is a predicted model, not a curated record.
GAUCACACCAGAAAUGAAACAGGUUAUUAUCGCCCUUGGAAUUCUUACUGGCGUAACUGAGGCUUUUUGGUUGCAGCCUGUAAAGCAAAGUUCAAGAAGCCAUUGCAGGAAGCUAUUCGCUGAAGAACCUUCUUCAAGCAGUGUAUGCGAUAGCAGCUCGCGUCAAGGUUUUUUGCAGACUCUUGCAGGCCAGGCCGCACUCGUAGGGUUCGGGAUGACUGCGGGCCCACUUUUGGUGGGUGGCAAGGCUGGCGUUGUCCAGCCCGCUCAAGCAGCGGGCCUGUCGAAGGUGAACAGCGAGUUGGCAGGCUACGGGCUUCCACCCAUUUUGGACGUUCCGGGGGGAUUCUCCCCUCUUGUUGAAGUGUAUGGAAAAGCUGCGGGCGCGAAAAAGGAGCGCGAGACCCUGCUGGUACAAUUUCUAUAUCCCAGUCUGUGGGUGGUGAGCAAACCUAGUAUAGAUAAGAAUGGCGAGGAAGGUACGAUUUCCGCGGGCGACUACCAGAAAGGCGACUCGGCUGCAUUCUACGUUGAAGAGGGCCCUGCGUCUGGAAAACUCGAGCAAGAAUCAGCAGACUACUUCGGGGAGGUUGUGAAGCGUGCCAUCGGGCAGAAAAGCCAGAACGUGUACCAAAAUUUCAAGGUUCUCAAGAAACGCCCUGGAGCUAAAGGCGCCAACGGGGCGCAGUACACGAUCGUCGAAUUCAAGUACGAGCUUCUGACGGGGGCGGGUUUCACUGUUGAUCGUAAGGGAGUCGCCAGUGUCACGCAAGUGGGCAAGAACGUGCAAGGUUUGUGGGUCGCCACCACGGCUGCGCGGUGGAAGAAGAUCGGUAACGAUUGUAUAACAAUGGCUGAUUCCUUCCGCGUCUAUGAUGGCAUCGCACCCGCUUAGGAGACAAUCGACAGGAUAGGUACAGAGUAGCCAAUUCAACAGUGUGGGUACUUAGUAUUUGUUACUGGAAUUGCCAGUAAUCACUGAUUGUGCGGCGAUGUCGGUACGCACAUCGCGCGCACGGAUUUGCCUGUUCUGUUACCACCACGCUCAAAGCAGAGGACAUGGGCCCGAGAUGGUGGGACAAAUGGGAUGUAUUGCGCGCGUCCACUUCGCAGAAGAUGCGAUCUAGAGCUUGAAAGAAUUUAUUAUUGUCAUAA